Molecule: messenger RNA, 1206 nt
Organism: Symbiodinium sp. CCMP2592
Lineage: Eukaryota; Dinophyceae; Suessiales; Symbiodiniaceae
Source: the annotation of a GenBank genome assembly
AUGAAUGUCCAUCAAGUGGACAGGUGGGGGGAAACCCCCAUGUUUUAUGCGAUGGAAGCCAAGAAGACCGAGACGGUCAUAUACCUGCUGAAGAAGGGUGCGUCGCUCGGGGUGAACAACCACAACUUCGAGUCGCCAGAGAGCCUUGCACCGGUGGAGGUGGCUCGCGAGCUGCAGGUCCGGAUGAAGGAGUGGGCCGAGCCCUCAAAGGCUCCGGAGCGGUCGGGAGACACAAAGAAGAGAAAGAGGCCGGAUGAGGAGGAGGUUGAGGAGCAAGGAUCAGCCGCAGAGGGACCCCGUGCGCUGCAGGAAUGGGCGGCAAAGCCCGCGAAGUUGCCGCGGAACUGGAAGACCCAGUUGGCUCGGGAGAAGCUCAAAGGAGAGCCAAAAGUCAUCGCUGACACGUUUACACACAAGGUGACACUGGUGACCAGCGACGCCCUGGAGGAGGUCCGCCUGCUGGAAAAGACGCUCGUGGCGGACCAGGCUGUCCUGUUCAAGAAGAAGCUGUUCGUCCGGGCGUGCAGGGCGGCCGACUUCUGCUUAGCACUGGGAGCCUAUGAGAAGGAUGGCCAGUUUUUUGCUGAAUACUCUCACAUUGUCGCGAAUCGCGGCAAAGUUGGCUCUCUCGUGCUGGUGGCUCGGGACAAAAUGACCGGGCGCAUCGUAGGCUUCGUCCAUGCGGAAAAGGGCAAAAAAGAGCUGCUGAUUGGCCAUCUCAAGGUGCACAAUGACCAUCAGGGCAAAGGCGUAGGAACGCUGUUGAUCCGCGCUGCCGAGGCUCAGGCGUUGACCGCAGGAUGGACUUUCGACUCCGUGGCAGUACGUGUCCUAUACGUGAACUCGCCAGCGCAGCAGAAAUUUUUCCGAAUGGGUUUCGACAUCCACGACGAGCCGGCACCCGAGACGACAAUGAGCAUGCUCUCGAUGUGCGUGAAGAUGGUCCGCCGUGCUCAGCAUGCCCCUGAAGCGCCAAAGGAGAAGAUCAAGAUCGAGCCAUAUGUGCAAACGGCUUUGGCGCCGUGGCACUACAAGGGGCUGCGCGUGAGAAAAACGAUCCGGUGCUGCCGCAUGGUGGAGCCUCCUAAACGGGAUGAUGACUCCGCGACGGAUCCGGAGAUGCCUGAGUUGAUCCCGGUCACGCCGAAUUGGUUGUACUCACCGUCUCCUGAAGAAUUUGUCCAGGUUCAGGGCAUCGACUUUUGA